Molecule: messenger RNA, 1284 nt
Organism: Callorhinchus milii (elephant shark)
Lineage: Eukaryota; Metazoa; Chordata; Chondrichthyes; Chimaeriformes; Callorhinchidae
Product: T-box transcription factor TBX19-like
Exons: 8
Biological process (GO): heart morphogenesis; mesoderm formation; cell fate specification
Cellular component (GO): nucleus
Molecular function (GO): RNA polymerase II cis-regulatory region sequence-specific DNA binding; DNA-binding transcription factor activity, RNA polymerase II-specific
Source: RefSeq, a predicted model, not a curated record
CAAGUCAUGACCCAGCCUCACAGCAGGAGCAGCGAGCACCGGGUGGCUCGCCUGUUGAGCGCCGUGGAGAGUGAGCUGGUGGUCGGCAGCGAGAAAGGCGACCCCACGGAAAAGCAGCUGAAAGUGGCUCUGGAGGAGUCGGAGCUGUGGCAAAAAUUCAAGCGGGUCACCAACGAAAUGAUCGUCACCAAGAAUUUCAGGCGAAUGUUUCCAGUCCUUAAAAUAAGCGUCUCUGGUUUGGAUCCAAACGCCAUGUACUCAUUCCUGUUGGACUUCGUGGUCGCUGAUAGCCAUCGCUGGAAGUAUGUGAACGGCGAGUGGGUACCUGCGGGCAAACCAGAGCCCCUGACCCAGAGCUGCGUUUACAUCCACCCGGACUCCCCCAACUUCGGGGCGUAUUGGAUGAAAGCCCCCAUCUCUUUCAGCAAAGUCAAGUUGACCAAUAAAGUCAACUGCGGUGGACAGGUAAUUCUAAAUUCUCUGCACAAGUACGAGCCUCAGAUUUAUAUAGUGCGACUGGGAGGUCCUCACAGGAUGAUUUCCAAUCACUUUUUCCCUGAAACUCAGUUCAUCGCAGUGACUGCAUAUCAGAAUGAGGAGGUUACAGCUCUGAAGAUCAAGAAUAACCCCUUUGCGAAAGCAUUUCUGGAUGCCAAAGAAAGAGCCAGCUGCAAGGAUCCCUCUGAUAACUUUUCUGAAAAUCAACACAUGAAUUACUCCCACAUAGGUGGUUGGUUGAUGCCCAACCCGGAGACGAUAUGUGCACCGACAAAUCCUAACUAUCAAUACACCACGGCAUUGCCACUUUCUGGUGCCCACUCAUACCACAGCUGUGAACGCUACAACUCCUUGCGAAGUCACCGUGCCAAUCCAUACCCAGCAUCCUACAUACAUAGAAACUACGCUACAGUUUCUUUUGCAGAGAGCUCCAGUAAUGGUCUUCAGGUUUUACCUGGACACGACAACUGGUCAACGAUGACUUCUGCAAGACACACCAACAUGUUACCUGUCACACCUCCAACUGCAACUGGGUCUAGUGCUGGCCAGUAUACGUGCCACUGGGCAGUAGGUAACAGCUCUGUGAGCCCGGUCAACCAACCCAACACUGCUACUGGAAACCAACAAGGACAGUUUCUUCGAGGAAGCCUCAGCCAGCCUGCCACAUCAACAUCCUUGGUCGCCUUGUCCAGUGCAGGUGGAACAGCCAUGGAGAUUCACAGUGAAUUGCCACUAGCAAGACUCUUAGUGGCUUCCGGGACCUCAGCCUUAAACCAGCCAUUCUAA